Messenger RNA from Oncorhynchus kisutch (coho salmon), 2596 nucleotides. RefSeq names its product tripartite motif-containing protein 35. The transcript has 8 exons. The record is from RefSeq and is a predicted model, not a curated record. Gene Ontology annotation, molecular function: protein binding; zinc ion binding. Bases 73 to 1743 code for a protein of 556 amino acids. Lineage: Eukaryota; Metazoa; Chordata; Actinopteri; Salmoniformes; Salmonidae.
UCUCUCUUUCUCUCCUCCCCUUUUCGUUCCUCUCUUUUUACCUUCUUGCACUCUUGCUCAGAAAAAUAAUCCAUGGAGGCUCUCAGACUAGAAGCUCGAGCAUUAGGGUCCCUCUCAGGGGGUUCCACCCCGCUCAAGGCCCUUCUCCCUGGGGCAGAGGGCCUCGUCCUUCCCCCUGGAGAUCCAGAGCUGUGCCGGGAGCAUGGAGAGACGUUUACCUUGUUCUGUGUGGAUGACCUGGAGACAGUGUGCAGUCAGUGUGGACUCACUGAGACCCACGAGGGGCACAGAGUCUACCCCAUAACGGAGGCUGUACCUGAUUGUAAGGGGGAGCUGAACUCUUCACUGGGGAAGCUGCUAGGGAAGAGCAGGAGGUUUGAGAAGGUUACACGGAUCUUUGAACACGCCUCCCAACACAACCAGAGCCAUGCCCAGCAGACAGAGAGACAGAUAAAGGAGGAGUUUGAGAAGCUGCACCAGUUCCUGAGAGAGGAGGAGGAGGCCAGACUAGCCAGGCUGAGGGAGGAAGAGGAGGAGAGGAAUAGAGUGAUGAAGGAAAAGAGAGAGAGAGUGGGAAAAGAGAUGAAGCUGCUGGCUAAAACCAUCCGAGAGAUCGAGGAAGAGAUGAAGGAAGACAGGGAUGACAUCGCCUUUCUGCAGAAUUACCAGGAGACAGUAAAGAGGACGUGGCAGAGUCAUGGGGAGCCAGAGGAGGUAUGUGGUCCUCUGAUAGACGUGUCUAAACACCUGACCAACCUCCGUUACGCCGUCUGGAACGACAUGCUGCACAUAACCCCUUACACUCCAGUAACCCUGGACCCAACCACGUCCUGUCCAUCUCUGGUCCUCUCCCCUGGGCUAACCUCUGUCCAGCUGGGAAAGGAGAGGAUCCAGAUCCAGCCUGCUAACCCGGAGAGAUUUGACCCGACCGACUGCGCUCUGGGCUGGGAAGGAUUCAGCGCCGGCACCCACUGCUGGACCGUGGAGGUUGGAGAGAGCAGCAACUGGACAGUUGGUGUGGCUAGCCAAUCGGUGCGUAGGAGGGAGGAGUUUGAGGCGUGUCCGGGGGAGGGGCUAUGGACCCUCAGCCUACGGAAUGGGACGUACCGUGCCAUGACCACACCCUGUACCACCCUCCCUCUGGACUGGUCCCGCCCCUUUCACAGGAUCAAGGUGUUUCUGGACUGGGAGGAGGGUCAGGUGGAAUUCUGGGAUGCCAUGAGGGACAAACUCCUGUUCACCUUCACGCACCGCUUCACAGAGACGCUGUAUCCGUACUUCGAGAGCAGCUGUUCUAAGUGCUGGCUAGUGGUGUUACCCCAGAGAGUGUGUGUGGAGGUAGAGCUAGAUCCUAUCCCUGGGGAUGACGAUGGAGACCAGAUCCCACACGACAGAUCAUCCAAUGAGGGAGAGGAUACCGAGACUAGAUCCACUGACGACAGCAAGCUGACAGAAAUCGGAUCCCCUGUCGGAGCCCAGAUCCCAAUGACCGGAUCUCCCAAGAUCUCAACCACUGACCAGAACCAAGAGACAAGAUCCCCUGACAAAACGUCAAACACCGGAUCCGCUCAAAGGAUGGGCCGGAUCCCAAAGACUAAAUCCACCGGAAAGGGAAAGGGAAAGAUCCCACAGACUGGAUUCGCUGUUCAGAAGCAGAUCAAAAACACGAGAUCCAAUGGAAGCUACCACAUCACGAAGGAUAGGCCACUAGUCCAGGUCAGGAGGACAGGAUCCACUGAGUGAUCCACUGAGUGAUCCACUGAGAGAUCCACUGAGAGAUCCACAAGCAACAACACAGAGAUCAAGUUGCCCUGCAGCUCAGCCCAGAUCAUCCAACACACAAGAGAUCACCCAACACAGACUAGAUCUCCUACUUCCACAGACUAGAUCCCCUACCUCCACAGACUAGAUCUCCUACCCCCACAGACUAGAUCUCCUACCUCCACAGACUAAAUCCCCUACCUCCAUAGACUAGAUCCUCUACCUCCAUAGACUAGUUCUCCUACCUCCAUAGACUAGAUCUCCUACCUCCACAGACUAGAUCCCCUACCUCCACAGACUAGAUCUCCUACCUCCACAGACUAGAUCCCCUACCUCCACAGACUAGAUCUCCUACCUCCACAGACUAGAUCCCCUACCUCCGUUGACUAGAUCCCCUACCUCCGUUGACUAGAUCUCUUACCUCCACAGACUAGAUCUCCUACCUCCACAGACUAGAUCUCCUACCUCCACAGACUAGAUCCCCUACCUCCAUAGACUAGAGCUCCUACCUCCAUAGACUAGAUCCCCUACCUCCACAGACUAGAUCCCCUACCUCCACAGACUAGAUCUCCUACCUCCACAGACUAGAUCUCCUACCUCCAUAUAUUAGAUCUCCUACCUCCACAAACUUGAUCCCCUACCUCCACAGACUAGAUCUCAUAGAUGCUGUCAUUGACUAGAUCACCUAACACACUAUAUUUGAGAUCUCUUACAAGAGAUCUCUUACAAUUUCUGUGUAAUGUUGUAAUACACAGUGUAUCAUAGUGGAGGUAAUGUGAUUAAUACACAGUGUAUUAUAGUGGAGGUAAUGUGAUAAUACACAGUGUAUUAUAGU